CGGAACUACCGUACGGCAAAGUAGAAGGCAAGCACGAAAGAGACUCACCUUCUACACCCGAAAGGAUCUCUCAUGGCCGGAAAAAGUCAUACGUUUCUCCGAACAACCCUGUCAAACUGAACACAACUCGAAACUUUAGAACGAGACGCAACAAUCUCCGCUCUUAGAGUGUUUUUCCGUGAAGUAACCACAGAGUAAUCAUACUGCAAUCAUCACACUCCUUUUCCCACUCUCCCCCGAGAGGGUCUCUCUCUGCCUUUGUGUGCUGCGUUGAUUACUCGUACUGCUGGCCGUCCGAAAGACCAUAGGCGUCGCAUUUUGGUGUUGCGAAGUGUGUCGAUUGGAUUCGAUUCGGAGCCGAUAGACCAUGGCGACCAGUGACAAAUCUUCGGCUCCUCGUUCUCUCGACAAUCACGUAAAGGUCAGUACUGAUUCUACGGAAGAACGCGAGAAAUCUGAAUCGAGUUUUUUCCAAACCGCUGCUGGGUCUGCAAGAUCGAAAGAUCAAGGCGAUGCGACACCCUACGGACAGAAUGAAACACAGAAUUCAGCCAACACCGCAAUAGACACCGCGACCCGACAAGCUCAACCGGGAGCAGCAGGAAUACCUGAAGACGCAUCGGUAGAACCAGGCACGAUGAAAACAGAAGUCAAGGAGAAAGAAUCUGUUGCGCCCGGAGGCCGAAGCGUGGACGAAGGAAUCGAAUCAUUACCUCGAGAACUUCCAAUCGGUACCCAAGAUAGAGACAAGGCAAAGUCCAUGCCGUCAUCUCAAGAACACCAGGCAACUGUUGCGGAGAUGCAUAACACGAAAUCCGACGAAGCGGAAAGUGUGGCAUCAGCACCAGCACCCGUUGUCAACAUGGCUACCCCCCCUGCUCCGCCCAGCGGUGCCGUUGAUAUCAGUCUGGAAAGAAUGGGAUCGGUGGACGAGGCAUCGCACUUGCAGGAAUUGUUGACCAGUCAAAACGUGAAGAAUCAGAUUGUGGAACGAUCACCCGGCGAAAGAUACGUACGAUUUAGUGAAAAACUAGGCAGUGGAGCUUCGAAAGAUGUUUAUAGAGCCUAUGAUACGGAAGAAGGUAUCGAAGUUGCUUGGAAUGUUGUGCAUCUUGCGGGUGUACCCAAGAACGAAAGAAAUCGCAUUGUCAACGAAGUGCGACUGUUGGAAAGAUUGCACCACCAAAAUAUCAUCAGCUUUCAUGGGUCCUGGAUCAAUAGAGAACAGCAACAAGUCAAUUUUGUGACCGAAAUUUUGUCCUCCGGAACACUCAAAUCUUUCAUCAACAAAGUGCAAGUAAUUCGUUGGAAGAUCGCAAAGCGCUGGGCGGUACAGAUAUUGAAAGGUCUUGAAUACUUGCAUUCACAAGAUCCACCAGUGAUCCAUCGUGAUUUGAAAUGCGAGAAUAUUUUUAUAAAUGGUACAAGUGGUGAUCUACGAAUCGGAGAUCUAGGACUGAGCACUGUCCAUCGAAACGGGAAGGCGCUGAGUGUUCUUGGGACACCGGAAUUCAUGGCACCAGAUAUGUAUGAAGAAGGUUCGUAUGACGAAAAAGUUGACAUCUACGCGUUCGGAAUGUGUCUACUAGAGAUUUUUACAAAAGAAAUACCCUACAAGGAAUGCACGAAUCCAGCUCAAAUAUACAAGAAGGUUACGCGAGGUGCACCGCCGGAUUCUUUGGGUCGGCUGAAAAGCACACACGCAAGAAAGUUCAUCGAAUUGUGUCUUGGAUACAGAACUGAUGAUGGGAAGUACGUGCGACCGAGUGCAAAGGAACUUAUUGAUCAUCCUUUCUUAGUCAAAAGGGCUGUCGAUGACGAAGAGGUUGAAGUUGAUCCACCUAUAAAUGAGCAGACUAUUCUCGAGACGGUCACGAGAAGUAGCGAAAGAUCAACGGAAUCGAAGGUUGCGAAUGCAAAUACAACGACAUCUACUAACCCAUCGCAGUCGCAGAGCUCUUUGACACCUAGCAAAGGCUCUUCUCCAGCGAUGAGACAUUUGCGUCAGAAUUCCAUGGAGGAAGAAGAAUCGGAUAGAUUUGAAGAAAUGCCCGACAGUGAGGUGAAUAACAUGAAGAAAGUUAAGGUGAUGAUGGGUCGUGGAGAAGAACUGAAAGAAGAUGACGGCGUUGUUGAAGCCGAUUCUGAUAAUAAGAAACAGAGCACAAUGGACGUGAACUCUUCGGUAGAGGUUGGUAGCAUAUCAUCGUUGCAAAAUUUGCAACACAGCACCGAUGCGAAUGGGAAAAAGCUUCAUUAUCUGGUAGCAGCUGCUGUUAUUGAGGAGAACGAGCAAAACAACUCUUUUCAACAGCAGCCACCGUAUCAUGAUGAUAUCUUGAAGCUUGUGAUUACUCUUCCCGUUGAAGGUGAAACCCAAAAUGUACAAUUUGAUUUCGAUCUCGUUGAAGACGAUCCAAUUCAAGUCGCUAAAGAAAUGGUUGCUGAACUCAAUAUUCCCGAAGAAGCUGUCUUGGAAGUAAGUGAGACAGUCUCUGGGCUCGCCCGUGUCGCGAGGACAAAGAAGCACAAGUUUCAUUCGGCAAAGGCUCAACAAACUCCUGGUCAUACAAGAGGCAACUCGAUCAUUAGUACUAUAUCGACUUCAACUUCACAACCGCCUCAAAUUGGGCAAACCGCUGUGGCCCAACAACAGCAACACAUGGGGCAGACUAUGAUGCAAUCCGCAAGCCAGCAGCAGACAAUGCAAGACUACCUACCUUCGCAGCAACAACAAAUGCAGCAACCUUCAGCUCAUCCGAUUCAACAGCAAAGUUUGACACGUCAAGAUCAAUCAGUUGCCAUGCAUGGGCAACAGAUAGUUGACAAUACUUCAAUCCCUCCUCAGAUGCAACAUAUUCAGCAACAACGCGCUAGGACACAAACUAAUGAUGCAGAGUCUCUGCACCAAGCUCCUGUUCCAUAUGUGCAGGGUGGAAUGGAAAUAAAUCCUCAAAUGGAGGCACCGAACCAUAGGCAUAAUCAUCAGCAUCAGCAUCAGCAGGCACAAAUGAAUGGAAAAUACCACCAUCAAGGGCAUGUUUCGUCUGAAGCGAAACACCCCCUGGCACCGUAUGGUCAAUCUCCUCUACCUCCGCCUAUCCCCUCACUACCAACACAGAGUACUUCUUCUCAAAGCAGUCGUUCUCAAGUAACUCAGCAACGGUUGUCGCAGCAAACUCAUGGGACCCACGAUUCUCAAUCAAACCCAUCAGGAGCUACUUAUCCACCAGCAGCGCCUAGUCAGAGACAGCCUCAAGCCGUUCAAUAUCCCCCGAACAUAGUUCAGCAACCAUCUGCCCAUGUGGCACAACAAGUAGGUUCUGGGCAGCAAACUUUGCCUUCCAGUCUGCAACAGCCUCAGCAUAUUCAAAACCAACAAAUUCAUGGUGGUUCUCAGGGCCUGGGUCAAGGAUAUCCUCAACAUCAGCAGCUGCAACCUUCCAUGCAACGGACACAAAGUUUUCCGAAGCAGCAGCAACCGCAAAUGGUGCAGCAGCCUGGACAACAGUCAAUUCAACAACCAGUUCAACAGAUGCAAAAUAUUCCCCAGCAACAGCAUUUGCAAAAUGAUGUUCAACGUCCACAGACACUGCAGCUCCAAAUGAAUCACCAGACUUCCACGACGCAGCAGCAGCCGGUAACGAAACCGCAGCAUCUCAUGCAGCAAGGCUUACCGCAACAGAUGGAUCCCCAUCAGCAGCAGCAGCAGCAGCAGCCUGCAACGCAUUCUAGUCAUGCGCUAAACCCGCAGCCAAAUCGAUCUAACGCUCACAUGGCAGAAUACCAGGUACCCUCAAAUCAGGGACCACCUCAGGGACAACGUAUUUCAACGGGUCCUGAUUCUAUAAAUGUGCCAAUUCCUCACGUCCCGGCUGUUCAGAAACCUGAAUCUCGCAAACUUAGGAGUCAAGGCAUAGUAGCAACUACUGGCCCUUCGACGACGACCAAAAGUAAAGGAAUGUCAGCUUCGCUAGCACAUCAUCAAAGGGGUAACAGCCAAGGUGAAAUUGUUGGAGUCCUUGAAGGGCUAUCCAUCGACACCAGCCUCGAAUACGAGCCUACUGAUGAAGUGUGUGCUGCCGAGUUACGCAAGUUGGACCAAGAUUUCCAAAACAAUCUCAAACGCGCCAAAAAGGUCUUUGCAGGUCGAAUGGACAAUCUGCAGCGAACCCAAGUUCAGCGUGAAGCUCAACACCAAAAGACACUCGAGCAGCAUAAAAAAGAUCGAACGGCUUUCGAAAAGAGGCUUCAGCAAGAAGCGAUUGAACAGAAUCGAAGGAUAGAACUAAUGCAACAAGAAUGGGAUAGAAAAAGAGAAGAAGUUCGAUUGAAGGAUAAGACAUGAAUUAUUGAUGCAGGAUUCAGGUUGGUAGUACGCAGUGGAAUCAUCUACUCGUGUAACAAACAGAGCUAACUUGAUAAAGCUUUAUGAAUUCUAUUCUGCAUCUCUGGAUCUCGGAAACAUCCCUAAUGUAAAAGUAUUCAGCGCUAUUAUAACAGUU
Pseudo-nitzschia multistriata is the source of this 4505-nucleotide messenger RNA. Lineage: Eukaryota; Bacillariophyta; Bacillariophyceae; Bacillariales; Bacillariaceae. The record is from the annotation of a GenBank genome assembly.